CUUUAUAAAGCUAUCCAGCGCAUGGGGCCUUAUUCUGCGCGCUCUUGAAGGCUGAAAUCAAAAGACCGGGGCAGCAGUUAGACAGCGAUGGCAUCUUUAGGGCUGCAGAUUCUGGGAGUCGCACUUGCAGUUCUCGGCUGGAUUGGAAACAUCCUUAUUUGCAUCCUACCCAUGUGGAAAGUAUCAGCGUUCAUCGGCAACAAUAUAGUGGUGGCGCAGACCAUCUGGGAAGGACUCUGGAUGACGUGCGUAGUGCAGAGCACGGGGCAGAUGCAGUGUAAAGUCUAUGACUCUCUCCUAGCUUUGCCUCCGGACCUACAGGCUUCCCGGGCCAUGGUGGUCAUUGCUAUUCUGGUCUCUCUGUUCGGCGUGCUACUGUCGGUUGUCGGGGGUAAAUGCACCACCUGCAUUGGGGAUCAAGUCGCCAAGGCCCGGGUCGUUAUCUCCGCGGGUGUUUUCUUCAUCGUGAGUGGGUCAUUGUGCCUAGUCACGGUGUGCCUGCCUGCCAAUGCUAUCAUAAAGGACUUCUACAACCCCAUGAUCCCAGACGUGCAAAGGAGAGAGCUCGGUGCGUCCCUGUAUAUAGGAUGGGGUGCAUCCGCAAUGCUGCUUAUCGGAGGCGCGCUUCUGUGCUGUCAAUGCCCAUCGAAGGGGGACCGUUAUGGAGCAAAGUACACUGCACCGAAGUCCACUGCGUCAGGGAAAGAAUUUGUGUGAUUUUCUCUUUGUCUUAAUUUUUUACGAAUUGAUAAAUCAUGUUUUAAAUGUUUUGCAUCCCAUGUGAAUGUUAUGCGAAAUGUUUUUUUUCACUAGCCGUAACAUUUUCUGAAAAAAACUGAGCUAGUUCUGUUUUUCUUUUCUCUGGAAUCUUAGUUUUGGGCAACAGUAGCACUUCAGACAACUUAAACACUUAGGCGCUUGUGUUAACCAUCGUUUAUUUUUAUACUAAAUAAAGCCUAUGAUCAGCCUUUUAUAAGAACAUCGUUUUCUAUGUGUUCCUUAUACAGUGAAAAUACCGUAUGGACAGAGUUGUCAAUCUCAAAAACAUGAGUAAGCCACAUAACAUUUUAUAUGGUAAGCACAUUAAGGCAAGCACGAACAUGUUUGGUGACAACAAAGGUUGUGAUGGCAAGCAAGUUACCUGACCGACCGCAAAUAUCAUAUUUGCAUAACAGAUGCGCACUGUGGAGACUAAAUGCAUUUCUCGGCAACAUGUUUCCAUGCGACGGACUGUGUUGUCUCAGAAUGUGACAUCUGUUUUAUUCAAGGCAGAGACUUGAAAUUAUAGUUUGGUCAC
Hypomesus transpacificus is the source of this 1297-nucleotide messenger RNA. It is a transcript of the gene cldn29, whose product is annotated as claudin 29. The transcript has a single exon. Lineage: Eukaryota; Metazoa; Chordata; Actinopteri; Osmeriformes; Osmeridae. The record is from RefSeq and is a predicted model, not a curated record. Gene Ontology annotation, cellular component: plasma membrane; bicellular tight junction. Gene Ontology annotation, biological process: cell adhesion; bicellular tight junction assembly. Gene Ontology annotation, molecular function: structural molecule activity. The coding region runs from base 88 to 717 and encodes 209 amino acids.